AUGGCCCCGGUAGUGGUGGCCAUGAAGGGUCACCCGGGCACCGGCAAGAGCACCCUCGCUCGCGCUAUCGCCGCCGCCCUCAGCUGCCCUCUCCUCGACAAGGACGACGUGCGCGACUGCACUCUCCCCGUCGAUCAAUUCCUCCGCCACCCGACCGGCGGUGCCGGCGGUAGCGCCGCCGCGCUCUUGAACAACCUCUCCUACCAGGUUCUAUGGCGGAUGACGGAGACCCAGCUGCAACUUGGCCUCUCCGUCGUCGUUGACUCCCCACUUUCUCGGAGGGCCCAUCUGGACCGCCUGCUGGAGGCGGCCGGCGGCGCCGCCGCCCGAGUGGUGAUCGUCGAGUGCCGCCCCGGGGACGAGGCCGAGUGGCGGCGGAGGGUCGAGGAAAGGGGCCGCUCCGCCGGCGAGUGGCACAAGCCGGCCAAUUGGGGAGAGCUGGAGGCCCUCCUGGAGGGGUACGGCGGCGGCGCUGACUAUGAUCUCGGCGGCGUGCCAAGACUGGUCGUCGACACGACGGCGGCGGGGCGGCGGAUAGAGGAUCAGGUUUCUUCCGUGAUCCACUUCCUCAACGCAUGA
Molecule: messenger RNA, 579 nt
Organism: Spirodela intermedia
Lineage: Eukaryota; Viridiplantae; Streptophyta; Magnoliopsida; Alismatales; Araceae
Source: the annotation of a GenBank genome assembly